GCAAGGUGGGAACCAAACCUGUGAUGCUCCAAUUGGAGGUGGACCACUCUACCUCUGCACCACAUGUGUCCCGCACCCUGCAAGGAGAAAUGACUCUUGCAGUUUUAUGUCUUUUUGUUUGGAUGGUGCUGUGUUUCAGUUACCUUUUACAAGUUUUAUCAUUAAUGAUACCAAAAUAAAAGUGAUACUUCAUGUGCUACAAAGUAGAUUAAUAAAACACAAGCUUGAUUUCACAUCCUUUAAAAUGUAAACUGUGUUUCCAGGUGGAAUCGAACAGGAAGUACAGAAUAAACCAACUUCGGAAUCAAAAACGAAUGGGAGACCAACCUUUCUUACAUUACCGGUCAGUUUGCAUGAGUUGCAACCUGCCCAAGGGCCGAUACGUCGUCAUCCCCUCCACCUAUGAUCCUGGUCUACAGGGAGAGUUCAUGCUGCGAAUUUUCACACAUGAGGGCUCAAGCUGCCGUGAACUGACGGAAGAAGAACCAAAAAAGGAAAACCGCCAGUGGAACCGACUCCAGCAGCCAGAUGUCCACUCCAAUGUCCAAGAACUCCCUCACAUCAACCCCAAGUAGUCCAGGCCUGAACAACAAGCAGAAGGUACUGUUCUUUAUUUCUCCUUAAAUAUUGUCAUUUCUUAACACAUAUCUUGAUGCUCAGAUCACUGAUGCCUCUGCUCUCUGAUUUUAGGAUCUCAACCUGGAGGGUGACGAUUCCCUCGGUGAAUCCAUAUAGACUCCUGCUGCAGCAGCCCACGUUAGGCCUAAAAUAUACAGAUUUUUCUUUUCCAUCUUCCCUCACAGUCCCACCAUCGAGGAGAACCACUCUCUUUUUUUUCAUUUUGCUUUUAAUGUGAUACAUAAUUUUAGUGAAAUGAAAAUCAAAAGCUUUUUAACUUUCUUUUUUGGAUUUGCAAUGUGUAACGAUGAUUACUGGAUUAACAUGAUAAUGGGCUACACUAAUAAUGAUUGCUACAUAUCUGUUGCAUGACGUGUGAUUCACAUUAAUGUUUAUUGAAAUGAUGCAAGAAAGUUUUUUGAAGAUAAUCAAUAAGCACUCUGUUCUGCUACUCUAUAAAUAAUCGGCACUUGAUCUAUAUAAAAAUAUAUAUAAAAAAUAUGAAAUACGUAAAAAAAAAAAUAAAAAAAACAACUCGGGUGGGAUUAUCCAAAUUUCCUUCCUCCCACUAACCAACAACUAUGUUAGGUAAUCAAUAUUUUUAACAAAUCAAAUAUGACUUGUGUGUGUACUGCAGGCAUUACAACACAAAAGUAUUCAUUACAUUCAUUAUUACAUAGUUAAGAGGAUGUCCUCAUGAACUAAUAUCUUUAUUAUUUGUUUCUUUAUUUUACUUUCAAUAUAUUACAUGAUAUCUAAAACAGGCUUGGAUUAUCUGUGUUUUGUAAUUUUAAUUGUGUUAUUCCAUAAUUAACAAGUCAACAACCAAAUCGACAACCAGUAAUGUCAACAAGUAGUGUUGACAUUACUGGUUCCUUUUUGAAUUCCCAUGAAUAAUUUUAAAUUUUGGUUUCAAACUCUUCACAGGCACAUUCAUACACUUCACUGUAGUUUUCAUUUUUUAGUCAUUAAUCUCCAGCACCCUCUGCUGUAUAAUGUCUGAAUAAAGAAAUGCACACUGAUUUUAAA
Molecule: messenger RNA, 1647 nt
Organism: Oryzias melastigma (Indian medaka)
Lineage: Eukaryota; Metazoa; Chordata; Actinopteri; Beloniformes; Adrianichthyidae
Product: calpain-5-like
Exons: 3
Coding region: 315-575 (86 amino acids)
Biological process (GO): proteolysis
Cellular component (GO): cytoplasm
Molecular function (GO): calcium-dependent cysteine-type endopeptidase activity
Source: RefSeq, a predicted model, not a curated record